AAGGCCUCUUUUGUCUUCUCUCCUUCUCACAGUGGCGCAUAACACUGGCUCCAAAUUUCCCAACUAAAACUACUUUUCAUCGCUCAUCUCUAUCUCUUUCCACAGCCGUUGUACUGGUUUCGAUUCUUCUCUUCGAUCGUCAACAUUUUUGCUCGAUUACCCUCACCAUUUCUUAUCCUAUAAAACUAACAGACCAGGCAUUUCCCAUUCCACUGAUCGAUUACUUAGGGUUUUUAGUGUCGCCUUGUUUUACUUCGGUGGUGGUGUAUUUUCGGGUGCGGCGGUUGAGGUUUAGGGUUUUCUCGAUGGAGGAGGAUUCUAAGACAAAGGGAUUAGAGAGCUUGUUAGCGGCUCGCAGAUCUCUUCAAGCAAGCCUUGAUCGGUCUCGUGCACUGGCUUCAGCUCUCGAACGUGCUGGCCCCCGCAUCGAUGAGAUCCAGCAGCGUCUCCCCUCCUUGGAGGCUGCAGUCCGGCCGAUCCGCGCUCGCCGCGAGGCUCUAGCGUCCGCAGCAGGCCAUAUCGACCGUGCCGUUGGCCCUGCCGCCGCGGUCCUCAAAGUCUUUGACGCAGUUCAUGGCCUCGAGCAUUCUCUCCUCGCAGACCCCGGCACAGACCUUCCUUCCUACCUUUCCCUCCUCCAACGCCUCGAGGAAGCCCUCCGCUUCCUCUCUGACAAUUGUAGCCUUGCCGUCCAGUGGCUUGACGACAUUGUGGACUAUCUUUCGGACCAUUUAUUAGCCGACUCCCGCUUCAUCUCUCUCCUCAAGUCAUCCCUCGAGUCACUCAAGUCCUCUUCCGCACCACUUGAUGGCGGCCUUCUUAUUGCCGCCUUAGACAGGCUGGAGGGAGAGUUUCGCCGCCUCUUGGUUGAUCACUCCUUCCCCAUCCCCAUGACCACUUCGGGCGAUGAGAAUGCCAUCGCUCCGUCUCCUCUUCCCGUGCAGGUCAUUGCCAAGCUCCAGGCAAUCCUCGAGCGGAUGAAAGCAAAUAGUCGUCUUAACCGAUGUGUCGCGAUCUAUGUCGAGGUCCGUGUCUCCAAUGUCCAAGCCAGCCUCCGUGCCCUCAACCUAGACUACCUGGAGAUUACUCAGACAGAAUUUGAUCACGUGCAGAGCAUCCAGGCAGACAUUGAGAAAUGGGGGCGUCAUCUGGAAUUUUCAGUGAAACAUCUCUUUGAGGCGGAGUACAAGCUCUGUGCUGAUGUGCUGGAGCGGGCUGGGCCACCGGAAUUGUGGACAGGAUGCUUUGGAGAGAUUGCAGCACAGACAGGUAUUCUAGCCUUCCUCCGGUUUGGGAGGACAGUUACUGAGAGCAAGAAGGAUCCUAUUAAGCUGCUUAAGCUGCUUGACAUAUUCAACUCUUUGAACAAGCUAAGAUUGGAUUUUAAUCGGCUAUUUGGUGGUAAAGCUUGUGCUGACAUCCAGAAUCAAACAAGGGAUCUAAUAAAGAGGGUGAUCAAUGGUGCCUGCGAGAUUUUUGGGGAGCUUUUGGUUCAGGUGGAGUUGCAGAGAACAAACCCACCGCCAUCUGAUGGUGGUGUACCGAGGCUAGUUAGCUUCAUUACAAAUUACUGUAACACCCUUCUUGGGGAGGAUUAUCGUCCCAUUCUUACUCUUGUUCUGGUCAUACAAAGAAGCUGGGAGCAGAAGAAAUUCCAGGACAGUCUCCUCGUUGAUGCCAUCCUGAAUAUAAUGAAGGCCGUUGAAGCCAACUUUGAGAACUGGUCCAAACUUUAUGAGGAUGCUACGCUUUCAAAUCUUUUCAUGAUGAAUACCCACUGGCAUUUCUUUAAGAACUUGAAGGGCACCAAGCUUGGUGAGCUUUUGGGCGAUACAUGGCUAAGGGAACAUGAACAGUACAAGGACUAUUAUGCUAAUUUCUUUUUUAGGGAGAGCUGGGGGAAGCUCCCCUCAUUGUUAAGCAGGGAUGGUUUGAUUCUUUUAUCUGGAGGAGGAAGGGCUACUGCUAGGGAUCUGGUGAAGAAGAGAUUGAAAGCUUUUAAUGAAAUGUUUGAUGACAUGUAUCAGAAGCAGUCCAGUUGGGUUAUUUCUGAUAAUGAUUUGAGGGUGAAAACAUGCCAGGUGAUUAUUCAGGCCAUAGUUCCCAUUUAUCGUAGCUAUAUGCAGAACUAUGGCCCUCUGGUAGAACAAGAUGCCAGUGCAAGUAAAUAUGUUAAAUACACUGUAGAGGGAGUGGAGAAAAUGCUAGGAUCUCUCUUUCAGCUUAGACUUGAGAGGUCUAUGAGCUUAAAGCCUAGACAAACAAAUGGAAAAGUUAGUCCUGCCAUGAUAAACAAAUGUCACACUAUGCCAACCGUUAUGUGAGGAUGAUUCAUCCCCUGAUUUCCUUAAAGGGGAUGAAACAUACAUUUCUUGUAUAUACUCUGGUUCCGAAUUGGAAUCGGAGAGCUAUCCCACAAUUUUGUUGCAGUAAUGAGUGCAUAUUUCUACUGAUAAGCUGAUGAAGAUAAAUUAUAUUUUUGGAUCCCAAGUAGUUUAUGAUGGAGUCACCUAAUUGGAGAAUACCAGCCAUCCCACUAAAAGAUACGACCUCUCAUACUUGGACUCAGGAUACUGGUGGCAUGGUUGUUUCUUUCUCAUGUAGUUUUAUUUGAGUUCUGUAUGAGACAUUUGGCCACUACAACCCAGACAGUCUAGUCACAUCUAGAUUGGUUUUUGCUACAGAAAAGUAAAUUUGCUUCACGUCUAUUUUAUGAAAAAUGAUAAGUGUUCAAAGCUCUAGUAAAAAGCAUAUGAUAGUUUUUUAAGUGAAGUGAACAAUGCAUUCUUCAGCUGUUCUGUGAUUGAGCUAUGUUUGUUGGAGUGUUUGGGUGAAUCCUUCCCCCCAUUUUAUUUCAGUCUUAACUAGUUUGGCGUUUAUUUUGGUUUUGUUUGAAGCAGGAUUUUCACUAUAUUUCUUUUCACCAUAUAACUUCCAUAGUACUAUGUAGUCAUUUUUAAGGUUAAAUUUAGCUUUUUAAAACUGGGUUUGCUUGAGUUUAGAAAGCAAGCAAAGUCAUUUUGAGCUAAAUCUAUUAAUAUUGAGGAAAUCAUCCUUAAGUCAAAGCUGAUUAACUUUAAAUUUUAGCCGAUUAAAAUUCAGGCAGUUGUUAGAUGAGUUUCGAACAAUGUUACCCGC
Molecule: messenger RNA, 3138 nt
Organism: Phalaenopsis equestris
Lineage: Eukaryota; Viridiplantae; Streptophyta; Magnoliopsida; Asparagales; Orchidaceae
Product: exocyst complex component EXO70A1
Exons: 2
Coding region: 306-2324 (672 amino acids)
Biological process (GO): exocytosis
Cellular component (GO): exocyst
Molecular function (GO): phosphatidylinositol-4,5-bisphosphate binding
Source: RefSeq, a predicted model, not a curated record